AGUUCCCAUACUUUUUUCGGUUCUCUCUUUCUUCCGGUUGUCGCGCUAUAUGCUGGCAGACGUUGUGAUUGAAGAUGGCAAAGUCUAAGAACCACACCACGCACAAUCAGUCCCGUAAGUGGCACAGGAACGGCAUUAAGAAACCUCGCUCUCAUCGCUACGAGUCCCUAAAGGGGGUUGAUCCAAAGUUCUUGAGGAAUAUGCGUUUUGCUAAGAAGCACAACAAAAAGGGGCUGAAGACCAUUGCAAAAAAGGAGGCUGCCAAAUAGAGAAUUAGCGAUAUUGCAAAAGGACUUUAUCAUCCACAAUAAAGCCAUGCUUUGGUAAUUGAAAA
Electrophorus electricus (electric eel) is the source of this 334-nucleotide messenger RNA. It is a transcript of the gene rpl29, whose product is annotated as ribosomal protein L29. NCBI's taxonomy places the organism in Eukaryota, Metazoa, Chordata, Actinopteri, Gymnotiformes, Gymnotidae. Gene Ontology annotation, biological process: cytoplasmic translation. Gene Ontology annotation, cellular component: ribosome; cytosolic large ribosomal subunit. Gene Ontology annotation, molecular function: structural constituent of ribosome. The record is from RefSeq and is a predicted model, not a curated record.